AUGCCGCUGACCUGGAGUGGACACGCUAUGAUGAGCUGGGACGCUACUUGCCAUGUCAAUGCCAUCUUGGGCAAGACCGACAAGACAAAGGCAUGUCUGAUGAGCAGUAGGACCCUGGAAAGCACUGAGGAUCGGAGGGACCUUCGUGUCACUUUCACUGGUCCUUUAAGUGUACUGCAACAACUCGCCACGAUUAUUUUGCCAACAACUCCCAAAACCUCUGUGAGAAGAACAGGAGCAACAAUCACCUCCAAGAGCAAGAGCAGGAGCAAUGAUGAUCUGUUGGCUGGAGCACCGAGUGGACUGACUUUGACCACCUCUACCAAAGUUAAGAAGAACCUCUGCCCAUCCUCAUCAAUAGGGUCAAAUUCUGCAGCAUCAGGAUCAACCACGAGCAGCAAUCCUGAUGGCAAAGCAAAGAAUCCUGCAGGUAUGAGUGCCACAGCCAAACGGAAUGCAACUUCAGGAAAUAAAGAAAUCAAUUGGAACAGAGAUAAAAUCCGUGAUCGGCCACGACAGAGCAUAAGCAAAAAAUUCUCAUCUGCCGGCCAGGGAGGUAAUGAUGUUGCUAAACGCUCACGCAGCCGGAUGUCAACAGAGUCUGAAACCCGAAUGAGUAAGUCCAGAUCUGAUGGCCAGAUCAGUGAUAAAACUGCUCUAGAAGCAAAGGUUAAAGAUCUUCUCACUUUAGCUAAAAAUAAGGAUGUGGAGAUCCUGCAUCUUAGAAACGAACUCCGAGACAUGCGUGCCCAGCUGGGACUGAGCAAUGAAUUGUUGGAAGAAGCGGGAAAGGAGGAGAUUGAAGUAAAAGAAGAUACUGUACCCCUUCAGCCUAGAGAUGUGGAAUCAAGUCUCCUCCAGUUGGAAGAACAGAAUAGUACAAUCCGGGAUGAGCUAAAUCAGCUAAAAAAUGAGAACCGAAUGUUAAAAGAUCGAUUAAAUGCUCUUGGCUUCUCUUUGGAGCAAAAAUUAGACUGUGCAGAGAAAUUGUUUGGCUUACAGUCCUCAAGUCCUGAUGUAGCUACUGGUAAUCAGAGUGAUGGUGGUACCUUAACUUCUUCAGUAGAGGGAUCAGCACCUGGUUCUAUGGAAGAUCUGUUGAGCCAAGAGGAGAACACAUUAACUGAUAACCGCAGCAAUUCUCUGGACAACCUGGACAGUGAGUCCAGUGAGGUCUACCAACCACUUACUUCCAGUGAUGAUGCAUUAGAUGCACCAUCAUCGUCAUCUGAAUCUGAGGGUGCACCAAGUAGGGAGCGCUCAAGGAAAGGAAGCAGUGGAAAUGUAAGUGAGGUGUCGGUGGCCUGUUUAACAGAGCGCAUUCACCAGAUGGAAGAAAAUCAACACAGCACAGCAGAGGAGCUCCAAGCUACACUUCAGGAACUGGCAGAUCUUCAGCAGAUAACACAAGAGUUGAAUUCUGAAAAUGAGAGGUUAGGAGAGGAAAAGGUCAUUCUAAUGGAUUCCUUGUGUCAACAAAGUGAUAAAUUAGAACACUUCAGUCGACAGAGUGAGUAUUUUCGUUCUUUGCUAGAUGAGCACCACAUUUCUUACGUUUUAGAUGAAGAUGUAAAAAGUGGUCGCUACAUGGAGUUAGAACAAAGAUAUAUGGACCUUGCUGAAAAUGCGCGUUUUGAACGUGAGCAACUUCUUGGAGUGCAGCAGCAUUUAAGCAACACCCUGAAAAUGGCUGAGCAAGACAAUAAGGAUGCUCAAGAAUUGAUUGGAGCUCUCAAAGAGCGUAACCAUCAAAUGGAGCGAGUAAUGGAGUCAGAGCAAAAAGCCAAAACAGCCCUUGCUGGAGCGUUGGAAGAAUAUAAAGCAACUGUUGCAAAUGAUCAGAUUGAACUGAACAGAUUCAAGGCUCUGUUAGAGCAUGAGAAACAGAAGGUUGCAGAUUUGUAUGCUUUCCACAAUGCAGGCGACAAGUCAGAUUUACAAGAACUCUUGGAGACCACACGAUUGGACAAAGAGAAAAUUGAGGCCUUAUAUAAUAACCUGCAGGAAGAACUGGCCCAUACUCGCAAUGAUGCAAACCAACUACAAGAUACUCUCGCUAAGGUUGAGGAUGAAUACAGAAUUUUCCAGGAAGAAGCCAAAAAACAGAUAGAUGACCUUAAUCUGAAUGUGGAGAAACAACGAGCUGAACUGGAAGAGAAGGAAACAGAGAUAAAUGACAUGAAAGAGACCAUUUUUGAACUAGAGGAUGAAGUGGAGCAGCAUCGAACAGUCAAACUCCAUGACAAUCUCAUCAUCUCAGACUUGGAGAAUUCAGUGAAAAAACUUCAAGACCAGAAACACGAUAUGGACAGGGAGACCAAGAUCCUAAACAGGAGACUCAGGGAGGAGUCGGCUGAGUGGCGACAGUUUCAGGCAGACCUCCAGACUGCAGUUGUCAUCGCAAAUGAUAUUAAGUCUGAAGCACAAGAGGAAAUCAGCGACCUGAGACGCAGACUUCAGGAAUCAAUGGAAAAAACUGAAAAGCUCACCAAAGAACUAGAGGAAGUGAAGGCACGCAAGUACGUGGGAUGUUGUGAUGUGACUUGGCAGGAUGAAGAGCGGGGGCGUAUGUACAAUUACAUGAAUGCUGUAGAGCGUGAUCUAGCAGCUUUAAGACAAGGAAUGGGUCUGAGUCGCAGAUCAUCUACCUCCUCUGAACCAUCGCCAACUGUCAAAACUCUAAUUAAAUCCUUCGACAGUGCUUCCCAAGUUGUGCCUAAUACUACCACGGCUACCAUUCCACGAAGCCCCCUCAGCCCAAGCCCUCUGAAAACACCACCAGCAGCUGCCGUGUCACCAAUGCAGAGACAUUCCAUUAGUGGGCCGAUAUCAGCACCAAAGACUCUGUCAGCGCUAACAGACAAGAGGCCAAGCUACACUGAAAUUUCUGUUCCAGCAGAUCACUUACUGAGAUCUUCCUCUGCAAACCGAUCUCCAGCGUCUUUACAACGAGUUCAGACCAUUGACUCUGCAAAGUCCAUGUCAGUGUCCCGAAGAAGCAGUGAGGAGAUAAAGCGUGAUCUGACAGUCACAGAUGGCUCCUCUCCAGCAUUAAUGGGAAUGGGAACCACAUCUCCACAGCUGUCUUUGACUUCUUCAUCCCCUACUGCCUCAGUCACUCCAACUGCGCGGAGCCGGCUCAGGGAAGAGCGGAAAGAUCCAUUGUCAGCACUGGCUCGUGAGUACGGUGGCUCCAAGAGGAAUGCGCUGCUGAAAUGGUGUCAGAAGAAAACAGAAGGUUAUCAGAAUAUUGAUAUCACAAACUUCAGCAGUAGUUGGAACGAUGGUCUUGCAUUCUGUGCUGUGCUUCACACAUAUCUUCCAGCACACAUCCCGUACCAGGAGCUGAACAGUCAGGAUAAGGUAAAACCACAGUCUGUUGAUUGCUUCGAGUGA
Molecule: messenger RNA, 3396 nt
Organism: Rhincodon typus (whale shark)
Lineage: Eukaryota; Metazoa; Chordata; Chondrichthyes; Orectolobiformes; Rhincodontidae
Gene: specc1la
Product: sperm antigen with calponin homology and coiled-coil domains 1-like a
Exons: 14
Coding region: 1-3396 (1131 amino acids)
Biological process (GO): actin cytoskeleton organization
Cellular component (GO): microtubule organizing center; filamentous actin
Molecular function (GO): protein binding
Source: RefSeq, a predicted model, not a curated record